AAGUCAUUCCGAGAAAUAAUUUCCAGCCUGAGUGGUGAUAAUGCACUUUUAGAGGCGCAGGUGAAGGAGUUCGAAGGGUUGAGGACCACUAUUGUACAAGAAAAUCAGGUACUCAAAGAAAAUGUACAAAUUCUGCAGACACAAGUCUAUAACCUUGAGAAGAGUGCUGCAAUACCUUAUUCACCAACUGGGAGCAAAAUGAAUACUCUUGAAAAUGGGGAUCUGAAUUCUGAAUUAGUAGCUACCCGAGCAUUGGUGGACAAAUUAGUCAGUGAAAAUGCAGAGCUUGUGGAGAAGUUGAACAAGUUAAAUGUGGAGCUCGAUCAAAGAGGUCCAGCAAUGGAGGUAUCUUCACCUUUAGGCUCCGAUGUAGUUAGCAGGAGCUCUGGGGCAGCUCAUGUUGCCAAUGAAUCAGCCAUUGCGUUAGAUAUGAGGCCUGGAGCCGUUCAGGAGCAUGAAGUGGAUCAUGAUGCAGAGCCAAAAUCUAAACCCAAUGAAGCAGUGCUGCAGUCAGGUGAAAGGCUGCAAUCUGUGGAAGUCGCCAUCGACAAAGCUGAGAGGAGAAAUCACGAGCAUGUGGCUAAGAUAGAUGGCAGUGUUGUUGUAAAUUCAUCAGAAAUCGAGUCUGAUGAAAUAGUACAAAUCCCAUUAGACGAGAAUGAAGUUCAGUCAGUAGAUUUAGAGGCUGCAAAAGUGAAUCAGGAUGAUGAAGAGGUUCCGCUCACCAAUGCACCGUUAAUUGGUGCUCCAUUCCGUUUGAUAUCCUUUGUUGCCAGAUACGUGAGUGGUGCUGAUUUGGUUAAUAAGAACUCAGCAACCUCAAACCGAUAACCUGUAGCUGUAAGUUUUUACACAGUGAAAAGGAGAAGAUGACACCAAGAGUAUCCUGUAGCUGGAUACUGCCUCUUUUUUCUACCAAGUUUAUCCAUAGGGCUUAUAGUUAUAAAAGAUUGAAAUCUUGAGUUUGACCGUUUUAAAAACACAGCUGAAAGUUUGAUGGAAAUGUGGAUGCUAGAGAGGUGAGAGUUGCAGUUGGCUAAUUUAGCCAGAUGGAUUGUGUAUUCAUUUAUACUUCAUUUGGAUGUGUUGCACUAUCCCUUUAAGCUUCUA
Messenger RNA from Nicotiana tabacum (common tobacco), 1110 nucleotides. Lineage: Eukaryota; Viridiplantae; Streptophyta; Magnoliopsida; Solanales; Solanaceae. The record is from RefSeq and is a predicted model, not a curated record.